AUGUGCGUGAUGAUGUUUUGUUUCAGCUGGAUUGGGAACCAGGGCCAGGUCCAAAACACUUUCCUGAAAAUACUCUGCAACACACAUCCUUACAUGACCAACAAUCUCGAGGCGGAAAACGCCGAAUUUGCCGCCAAAAAGUGGGUGUGGGUGGCCGACCCGACCGUGGGCUUCAUCAAGGGCUUCGUGGUCUCCGAGGAGGGUGACAAUUACACCGUCAACUGUGGAGAUGAGAACCGCGUGGUCAAGAUAAAUGACACAGACAAGGUCAACCCACCAAAAUUCAACAUGGCCAGCGACAUGGCCGAGCUCACGUUUCUGAGUGAAGCUGCCGUCAUUGCCAACCUAGCAAGCAGAUACAAGAGUGACAUGAUCUACACAUACUCUGGGCUUUUUUUGGUGGCCAUCAACCCCUACAGAUCGCUCCCCAUCUACGACAAAGACACCAUCAGGAGCUACCGCAACAAGCACAGAGACGAGGUGCCUCCGCACAUUUUCGCCAUCACCGACCUGGCGUUUCAGAACAUGAUGGAGGCUCAUGAGAACCAGUCGAUUCUGGUGACGGGAGAGUCGGGAGCAGGCAAGACUGAGAACACAAAGAAGGUGAUUCAGUACCUGGCGGCCGUGGCUCAGGAGGGCAAGCAUGCCUCUGCCGACGACUGCACGUUUGAGGACAAGAUUUUGCAGGCUAAUCCGAUUCUGGAAGCGUUUGGAAACGCCCAAACUGUGCGAAACAACAACUCUUCUCGGUUCGGAAAGUUCAUUCGCAUCGAGUUUGAGCGAGCUGGCGCCAUUGCGGGAGCUGUGAUCGACUGGUACCUGCUGGAAAAGUCUCGAGUCAUUUCACAAAACUCUCGUGAGCGAAACUACCAUGUCUUCUACCAGCUUUUGUCUGGAGCCAGCGCGGAGCUCAGAGAACAGUUGCUGAUCAAAGACAGUGUCAACCCUGCAGACCACUCGUAUCUGAAGGGCAGCAACUACGAGAUCCCCGGUGUCAACGACAAGGCCGAGUUUGGUGUGCUGCAAAAGUCUUUCCAGAUCAUGGGCUUCACCGACAAGGAACAGCAUUCCAUUUUCCAGACCCUUUCUGCUAUUCUCCAUUUAGGUAACAUUGAGCUAGCAGGCGAAGGCACGCGAGGUAGUGGAGUCAACCAGGCUCGCCUCGUGGACAUUUCGCAGGCUGAGCGCUUGUGUCAUCUGCUCGGAAUCUCUACCCAGCAGUUUGUCACCUGUCUUUUGCAUCCCAAGGUGAAGGCUGGCCGCGAGUGGGUCCAGCAGAACCGGUCGACCGAGCAGGUACGGUUUUCGCUCGACUCACUGGCCAAGUCGCUUUACGAACGAACCUUUGGGUUUAUCGUCGACCGAAUCAACACAUGUCUCCAGAGCGGCGCCUCAGAUACCCAAUUUAUCGGCGUUCUGGAUAUUGCAGGUUUCGAAAUCUUCCAGGUCAACUCGUUCGAGCAGCUGUGCAUCAAUUACACCAACGAGCGGCUCCAGCAAUUCUUCAACCACCACAUGUUUGUGCUUGAACAAGAAGAGUAUGCUCGAGAGAACAUUGAGUGGAAGUACGUCGAUUUUGGACACGAUUUGCAACCCACCAUCGAUCUCAUUGAGAAACCCAACCCCAUCGGUAUCUUCUCGUGCCUUGAUGAAGAUUGUGUAAUGCCCAAGGCAUCCGACAAGACCUUCACCGAGAAGCUGCAUCAGCUGUGGGACAAAAAGUCGCCCAAGUACAAGUCAUCGCGGCUCAAGCAGGGCUUUGUGCUCACUCACUACGCUGCUGACGUUGAAUAUUCAACCGAGGGGUGGCUGGACAAGAACAAGGAUCCUCUUAACGCCAAUGUGAUUGAGCUUCUGGUGGAGUCUUCCGACUCCCAUAUUCGAUGUCUGUUCCAGGAGGAGGCCAAGGAGGCCGCUCGAGAGACUUCAGCUAGAGGCAAGGGAGGCAAGAAGGGAAUCUUUAGAACGGUUGCUCAGAAACACAAGGAGCAGCUGAACUCAUUGAUGACCCGGCUGCAGGCCACACAUCCACAUUUUGUGCGAUGUAUCAUUCCCAACCACAAGAAGCAGCCGCAGUCGCUGGAUUCUCUACUUGUAUUGGAUCAGCUUCGAUGCAAUGGUGUAUUGGAAGGUAUUCGAAUCGCCCGGUCUGGUUUCCCCAACCGUCUGCCAUUUUCAGACUUCAAGUCGCGGUACCAGGUGCUUGUUCCAAUGCCCCAAGGUUUUAUGGACGGUCAAAAGGCUUGUCAGCACAUUCUGUCCGGUCUCAAGAUGGACACCAAUCUCUAUCGGGUUGGUCUGACUAAGGUGUUUUUCAAGUCUGGCGUUCUUGCCGAGCUUGAGGAGCAGCGAGAGUCGUGUGUUCGAGAUGUGAUUGUGCGCUUCCAGUCUCUUGCCCGAGGCUGUAUGACUCGACGAAAGUUCCUCAAGGCCCAGCACAGACACGAGGCUGCUCUUAUUAUCAAGAAGAACCUUUCUGUGUACCGACACCUCAAGGACAACAAGUGGUGGAAGCUGUACGUCAAGAUGCGGCCUCUUCUCGCAACUUCCAAGGACAUUGUUGAGCGACGUGCCAAGGAUGCCGAGGUCAAGCGUCUGGAAAAGAAGAUGGCCGACAUUGUGGAGACCAGAGACAGUCUUGAUGAGCGGUGUCGGAAGGCCGAGACUGAGCUUGCCAAGAUUGAGGAGAAGCUUACCUCUGAGCGAGCCACAGCUGCCGACAAGGACGAGAUUCUCAGGAGGUCACAGGAGAAGGAGGCUGAGCUUUCCGCUCAGUUAGAAGAGGCCUACGAGGAUUUGGACCAGCUGGAGACCCAGAUGGAGGAGCUUCUGGCUGCUAAGAAGCGAGCUGAUGAGCAGACAGACACUCUCAAGAAGGAGCUUGACAAUGGUGCCAAGUUGCUGAGCAAGCUGGAGUCUGAGAAAACAGAUCUGGCCACCAGUAUGGCGUCGAUCGAGAAGGAGCUUGCCGAGGCCACUGAGAAGCACUCUAACCGUUUGACCGAGUCCGAGUCACUCAACGAACAGCUUUCCAUGAUCCGAAACUGCGUUGCCAUGCGAGAAGCCAAGAUUGAGGAGCUAGAGAGUCGUCUGGAAGAGUCGGAGAAAGAGCUGGGGUCUCGUCUUGCUGCUGCGACUUCUGGUUUUGAUUCUGCCAACAGACGGAUCCGAGAACUCAUCCGUGAGAACAAGGAAGUCCGAGACCAGCUGGCAGACCUGCAUGCCACGUCGUUCGGCUAUGAGAAGCUUGUGCGCAAGAAGGAACAGGAGCAGGCAGUGCUCAAGGCCGAUCUGGACCGUCACGUGAAGGACCUGGAGGACAUUUCUCGGCAGAAGCAGUCUCUUGAAACAAAGCAUGAGUCUGUCUCUGCUGAGCUGGCUGCUGCCAACGAGGAAAUCAAGACUCUGUCUGCCAACCACGAGCAGCUCAAGCAGGAGCUGGAGACUCGUCGACAGGAGUCUGAGAGCGAGGAGAAGCAAAAGGCGGCCCAGAUGAUGCUCGAGACCGAAGCUCUCAAGGAGGAGCUGGCCAAGGAGCGUCGUCGACGAACCGUGGCUGAGUCUGAGGCUUCCAAGACUCAGAACGAGGUGUCUCGAGUCAAGUCUGAGCUCUCUGCCAAGUCUUCUGAGGUUGAGGGUCUUCAAAAGUCGAAGCAGUCGGCUGACAAGGAGGUCAAGCGACUUCAGAGCCAGGUCGAGAAGGCCCAAGCCGCCCAGAGUGCUGCUGAGCGGGCUCUUUCAAAGGUUGAAGCCGAUCUCAAGGUGGCCCAGGACGAGGCAGCGCAUCUGACGCGUCAGGACAAGUCUCGCGAGCUGUCUCUCAAGUCGCAGGUAGAGAGUCUGAGAAACGAGAGUGCAAAGCAUCGCACUUUGAACGAGGCGCUCACUGCUGAUGCUGGUUCGUUCAAGACUCGUCUGGACGCUCUAGCAACUGAGAAGAAGGCUCUGACUUCUCAGAUUGCCACUCUCACUUCUGCUUCUGGUGCCGAUAAGGACCAGCUGGCUGUUCUGCGAGAGGCUAUUGAUGUCAAGAACAACCAGCUGACCAAGCUGCGUUCCCAGGUCGAGGCUGAGACUCAAGCUCGUCUGGCUCAUGUCUCUCAGUCGUCUCAAGAGAAGCAGCAGUCCGAUGACCAUGUGGCAUCUCUCAAACGAAAGCUGUCUGAGCUGGAGACUGUGUACAGUACCGGCGAGAAGCAGCGAGAGCGAAUGGCCAGAGAAAUCGAGGAUCUCAAGCAUCACAACACCCAGGACCACAAGUCUGCUUUGUCGCAGGAACGGCUGGUGACCGAGCUCAAGGCUGCUCUUGAAAAGGAGCGACGAGAGCGAUCCGAGACUGCUGUUCUUCGCCGCAAGUUGCAGAGCCAGGUUGAUUCCUUGACUGAGACUGUGGAGCUUCGAACGUCUCAGGUUACUGCUCUUAACCGAGCUGUCCUUGGUCCAAACAAGCCCCUUCCUUCCGACCCCGAGUCUCUGGAGAAAGCUAUUUCGUCCACUGUUGAUCUUGCCACCCGCCUUGAAGAGUCUGAACGUCGAUGCAAGGCUCUUCAGGAUGGCAAGCAGCUUGCAGAGGAGCAGUUCCGAAGUGCCAAGCAACGAUGGUCUGCUGAUACCGACAACCUGUCUUCUCGACGAUCGCAUGAGGACAUCAACCUGACCUCGUACACUUCUCCCUCCAAGACCAAGCGUCCUCUUUCUGUUUCUGCUGUGUCUCAUCUCAACAGAGACUCCAAUGGAAUGGAUGCCAAGUUGAAGGAGAAGCUUGCUGCUGCUGAGUUAGCGCUGUCCCAAGCUCUUGCCAAGAACAAGCUUCUGGCCAAGGAAGCUGAAGAGGCACGAAGCCGAUCUCAUGUCUCUGCCCGAGACAUGUCUCCCGAGCGUCCUUCCAGUAAGGCUUCUAUCUCCAGCAAGCCUGACAUGAACUUCCAGCUUGAAGCCGAGCGGUCUCGAAACCGUGAUCUUCAGGAAGAUCUGCAGCUGUAUAGACAGCGGGCCGAGGAGUAUUACGGUAAGAUUGAGUCUGCCGAGAUUGCGAUUCUCAAGUCGUCUCGAGCAGAGGAGUUUGCCAAGCAGCGGUGCCAGGAGGCUGAGAGCGAGCGAUCACAGCUUCUGGCCGAGCGUCAAAAGGCCGAGACUGCUCUGAUUGAGCUGCAGGCUGAGGUUCGGGGUCUGGAGAACCAGCUGGAGGACAAGGAGAUGGAGGUGGCGACUCUUCGGCGGUCCCAUAAACGAUUGGAGACCGAACAGGGUCGGGGUCUUGAGGGUUCUAAGAGCGAGCUGGCUGAGCUGACCAAGACUCUGGCAGCCGAGACCAAGAACGUGUCUUCCCUAAGACAGCAAAACAUGAUGCUGCAGCAGCAGACUGAUGCUAUGAAGCGUCAGCGGGAGCUUGAGCAGUCCGAGGCCAAGCAAUGGCGCGACGAGCACGACCGGCUGGCUGCACAGGUGCACGACCUUCAGCAGCAGGCCCAGGCUGACGAAAAGGCCAACUCCGAGGCCCAGAAGCGGGUUGCUUCGCUGCUGUCUCAGGUUCAGAAUCUGCGAACCACCAUGGACGAGAUUGCCACUGACAGAGACCAGCUGCUCAAGGACAAACGAGCUCUUGAAAGCCGUGUGUCUACCAUGGCAGUUGAUCUCGAGAGUCUUCUAAAGAGCCACGGUGAGACGCCUCUCUCUCGAACCUCCUCUCAGGUGUCUUCCACGCAGCUUCGAACUGCUGAGAAGUCUGCUGCCGACGCUCUGGCCGCUCUGGAGCGUGAGCGCAGGGUGAUGCAGACUCAGAAGCGAGAGUCAGAGCAGCAGACCAAGGAGCUCAACCUCAAGAUUCUCGAUCUCGAGUCAAGACUUUUGUCUUCUGGAGGAGGGGAUACCGAGGCCCUCAGAAAGCGGGUGUCUCAGCUCGAGAAAGAGCUCCAGCAGCAGCAGUCGGAUAUGCUUGCUGACCUCAAGUCGUCUCGAGGAGGUGACCGUCAGGCACGUGAGCUCCGGGAUCAGCUUGAUCAGCGUGACCAGCUGGUAAAGCGACUGCAGGAGGAGUCUGCCAAGUCGGAGGCCAAGGUGAACCGACUGGUGGAAGCAGUUGAGAAGGCACAGGGAAGCGAGUCGCAGUACCAGGUGGUGGCUCGACGGGCAGAGCGAGAGUCUAGAGAGCUGCGAGAAAAGUCUCUACGGCUGGAGAAGGAUUUGGAGAACUGGAAGUCACGGCUGGAGGCGUACGUCAACAACAACUCCAACUUUGAGCCCUCCUUUGUUUAA
Messenger RNA from Yarrowia lipolytica CLIB122, 6255 nucleotides. RefSeq lists its product as uncharacterized. Gene Ontology annotation, biological process: mitotic actomyosin contractile ring contraction. Gene Ontology annotation, molecular function: microfilament motor activity; ATP binding; actin filament binding. The record is from RefSeq and is a predicted model, not a curated record. Gene Ontology annotation, cellular component: myosin II complex; cytoplasm; mitotic actomyosin contractile ring. Lineage: Eukaryota; Fungi; Ascomycota; Dipodascomycetes; Dipodascales.